AUGAGCGCGAGCGCGAUCCAAGGGGCGGGGAGGCGAAAUCUCGUCGUUCGACCCCGCGGCUCGCGCCGCGGAGCGCGCAUGCCGCCGCGCCCGCGCGGGGUUCGAGACGCGCCCUCGCGAUUCCCCUCGCCCGAGGUGUUCUUUAGGAACGCGCGAGCGCUCUGGACUCGAUGCGCGUCAAGCCGCGGCCGCCCGCGCGCUCGAAGUGAUGACCGCGUCGGGGUAACACCCGCACCGUCUUCGAGAACCGCAACCGCGCCGAAGAAAAAUUUCUGGGGGCGCACGAUUCCACUGGAUCUAUCUCUCUCAGUCCUCGCCGCGCCCCGCCGUCUCACCGCGCGCGCGCACCCCGGCCGCGAUGCCAGCGACCGCCGGCCGCGUGCCGAUGCCCGCGGGCAACCGCGUGAUCACGUCCAACGCGCUCAAAGUCAGCGACCGGUGGUCCUCCAUCGUCGGCUCGGACCCGUACGCCUCCGACGCGAAGGGCGUCGACGGGAACCUCAUGGAGAAGAUGUGGGCGGACCCCAGGCUGCACGGGGACAAGAAGCACAUGGGCCAGGACGCGAUGGGGAAACAUGUGUAUCAGACGAUGGACGGAGCGGCGCGGCGCGACGCGCGCGCGUCCGACGCGCUCGCGGCGAGGGAGCGGGAGUACGAGUUGAUGCAAGAGAAGAAGAGGCGAGGCGACGAGCUCAGAGACGCGGAGCAGGAACUCAUGGAUCUGAACAACCGCCCGGCGAAGAAGGCGAAGAAGGAGAAGAAAGAGAAGAAGGAGAAGAAGUCGAAGAAGUCCAAGAAGGGGAAGAAGGAGAAGAAGGACAAGAAAGAGAAAAAGUCCAAGAAGAGCAAGAGGUCUCGACGCGAGAGCGGCUCGGACAGCAGCAGCAGCAGCGAGAGCGAGUCGGAGAGCGAGGACAACCGGUACAAGCUCUCGGGGUUCUUCAACAGCAAGGACUGACGACGACGAGGAGGAGGAGGACGAGGUGGAAGCUUCGGGCGCGAUAUGAUAUCAUGUAGGAAAACAAUCUAACGCGACGCGUUCUUUUAACACGCUACUACUGACGCUUC
Molecule: messenger RNA, 1068 nt
Organism: Micromonas pusilla CCMP1545
Lineage: Eukaryota; Viridiplantae; Chlorophyta; Mamiellophyceae; Mamiellales; Mamiellaceae
Exons: 1
Coding region: 1-1017 (338 amino acids)
Source: RefSeq, a predicted model, not a curated record